Puntigrus tetrazona (Sumatra barb) is the source of this 1156-nucleotide messenger RNA. It is a transcript of the gene nudcd2, whose product is annotated as NudC domain containing 2. NCBI's taxonomy places the organism in Eukaryota, Metazoa, Chordata, Actinopteri, Cypriniformes, Cyprinidae. Gene Ontology annotation, biological process: protein folding. The transcript has 4 exons. Gene Ontology annotation, cellular component: cytoplasm. Bases 137 to 610 code for a protein of 157 amino acids. The record is from RefSeq and is a predicted model, not a curated record.
AGACGUUUCGAUAUUACCGGAAUGCAUGACAAAUACGUCCAGCUUUAACACUGCGAUAAUAGCUGUUGUUGAGUCUGAGAUGUGUUUGCGCGGUGUCGAGCAGCCGUGCGCAUGAGAGGCCGCUGAGGAGAGCAGCAUGUCGGCGCAUUUUGAGGAGAGGAGCGGCGUGAUCCCGUGUAAAACCGCCUGGGGCUCGUGGUACCAGACCAUGGAGGAGGUGUUCGUCGAAGUCGAUGUUCCUCCGGGAACCUCAGCCAGAGAGAUCCGGUGUGACAUCGGGAUCAAACACAUCGAGCUGCGCGUGAAAGACCAGCAGAUCUUCAAGGGGAAGCUGUUUGGACCCACGGUCCGAGACGAAGCCACCUGGACGUUAGAGGACAGGAAGCUGAUCCGGAUCGUCCUGAUGAAGUCGAACCGGGAGGCCGGGAACUGCUGGCGGUCUCUGCUGGAGGGAGAGUUCACGGCCGAUCCCUGGAUCCAGGAUCAGAUGCAGAGGAAGCUGACGCUCGAGAGGUUUCAGAGAGAGAACCCUGGAUUCGACUUCAGCGGAGCAGAGAUCUCUGGAAACUUCCAGGGCGGUGGACCAGAUUUCUCCAGCUUGCAAAAAUAAGGCCUACUUUCGUUCCCGUUCUGGAUCUAGAUCGUCCGUUCCUCUGAACGCCUGGAGCUUCAGGAGCAGAGUCUGGCUAAUGCUGUAAAGCCAUAAUAAAUCACAAGCAGCCUUCGAGUCGGGUUUCAUUGACAAACGGCAACCUAUUUUUUUUUUUCCGUAAGUGGUUUCAGAAGACGUCUGUUCGGCUUCAUCCAUCCAAUUUCAAUAAAAGAGAGCGAUUAUUAAAACACCACAAACGAGAAAGUCUCUUACGUUCCAAUAAGGCUUUAUUGAAAAGGUACAACUACGUAACUUUUUGCAGAACGCUGCUCUCAAGAUUACAACCAAAACAGAGGAGGAGGUCUCAAAUUAAAUUCAAUCCACUCGCUUUUAUUUUUAAGAGCUCGAUUUAGACCAGGCAUGAACUAAACGCCAGUGACACGAGGCCAUGAAUCACAACCGAGCGUAAAAGGAGCUUCAUCCCGGUCGGCGGUUACUCUUUCGAUUAGAGGCACGUUUAAAACCUGCAUUUUCAUAAGCCAAAAAAAAAUAAUAAUAAAAUAA